Molecule: messenger RNA, 1188 nt
Organism: Monomorium pharaonis (pharaoh ant)
Lineage: Eukaryota; Metazoa; Arthropoda; Insecta; Hymenoptera; Formicidae
Exons: 1
Coding region: 235-645 (136 amino acids)
Source: RefSeq, a predicted model, not a curated record
UUGAUUUUUGUAAACUCUUAUUUUUCAACAUUUAUAUUAUUACUUGUAAAAUAUUACUUUUAUAUUAUUUGCUUUUUCUACAGUACUUUGUUGGAGCGUCGCGCGGUUCGCAUACUAAGCAGGCGAUACCCGCUAACAAAUACAUGGUACAAAUAUCUUGAGAUUGGCAUCAAUGUUGGUCCACCUAGUUACGUGGAGAUAUCCAUAGGAGAUCAUCGAGGGAACGAACUGAUAAUGUCUUUCGAAACGUGGAAGGGACUCUACGAGCAGCGACUAAACGUUCUCAAUCUCCUUCGGACUAAUUACAAAGACGCAAACAACUUCAUAAACGUUGGACCGUUAACGGCUAGAAUUUGUGUGAUCAACGACGCCAACUUUAUACGUUUAGAAUCUAACAACGUACGCAUGGUAAUGACUGAGCCGACCAUACACCGUAUGUUCGAGCUUGAUGAUUGUAUCGAAUUAACGUUUGAUCGACUACUUAAAAUCGUCGAUAAUGUCGACAUACAGUUUACGCGGUUCUCCAAUAUCGCGUCCAACGUAACAAAUCCUGAUCAAAUACCUAACGCGAUACGCACCAGUGACACUUUUGAUAAACAUCGGCUCGUCGAUUGUGAGCUCCUAGCUUUAGCAUUUAAUAUGUAAGAAAAAUUAUUACACCUCUUUAUAUGUAUAAAUAUAAAAAAAUAAAUAUUUGUAAAACUUAUAUUACCUAUUUUUUUCUUUAUUUCAUAUAUCUUUUUUUCCUUAAUAAAAAAAUAUCGCAAAUGAGAGCGUACACAAUGAGUGAGUGAGCGAGUGAGAGCGUGUAAAGAUGGUGGCGUACGGGUGGGAGCGAGAGCGUAUGAUGAGUGCAAGUGAGAGCGAGAGCGUGUAAAGAUGGUGGCGUACGGGUGGGAGCGAGAGCGUGUGAUGAGUGCGAGUGCGAGUGAGAGCGUGCGAUGGGUAAAAGCGAUGAGUGAGAGCAAGAGCAUGCGAGGAAUGAGGGUGAGAGAGCGAACGAGAAAUAUUGUUGGAUGGGAAAGUGAAACUUGCAUUUCAUAUAUAUUUAAUACAUAUAUUUUUUUUAAUAAUACAUUAUUUAAUAAUUAAAUUCAAGUAUAUAUAUUUUGUUAAUUCCAAAACUUCAUGAUUUUUUAUCCAUUAACGGGUGGCAUUCCAAAUAAUUGAUCCCAUACAUCUGUCAAU